CAUUUUCCUUCCUAUAUUCGAUCUAAUUUCAAAAUGACAAAAGAUACACUGAAAUGGUUAAUGGUGAUUGCUGUUUUGGUGGUUUCAAUAUCACAAUCUUGUGUUCAUGGAGCGCCACGAGUACCUUGCUUCUUCAUUUUCGGUGAUUCAUUGGCUGAUAACGGCAAUAACAACCUCCUCACGACUUUGGCCAAAGUGAACUACGCGCCGUACGGAAUUGAUUAUCCUGGUGGAGUACAAACAGGAAGAUUUUCCAAUGGCAAAACUACUGUUGAUAUACUGGCUGAAUUUCUGGGUUUUGAGGCUCCCAUCCCACCAUUUGCAACUACCAAAGGACAGGACAUUGUUAAAGGUCUCAAUUAUGCAUCUGGCGCCGCAGGGAUUCGAGCAGAAACUGGCUCUAAUAUGGGUGGUCACAUCAGCUUAGAUCAGCAGUUACUGAAUCACCAAAUCACAAUCUUACGCAUUGCUUCCAUACUUCGAACAAAUACACUACAAACCUUGCAGUACUUGAACAAGUGCCUAUAUUCAGUCGGAAUGGGUAGCAAUGAUUACUUUAACAAUUACUUCAUGCCUCAGUUUUAUCCCACUAGCAAGAGAUACACCCCUGAACAAUAUGCUUUAGUUCUUAUUGACCAAUAUACUAGCCAAAUACUGACUUUGUACAACAAGUAUGGAGCAAGGAAGGUUGCCUUGGUUGGACUGGGACUAAUAGGUUGCACUCCUAACGCGAUUUCGAAAACGAAGGGGACCGCAUGUGUAGAUGAAUGGAACAGUGCGGCCCAGCUUUUCAACCAAAAGCUUGUACCUCUUGUUGAUCAGCUCAACACCAAUUUGACUGAUGCAAAAUUCAUCUAUGUCAACAGUACUGGAAUGAGUUCAGGGGAUCCUACAUCUGUUGGAUUCAAGGUUUUGAACGUUGGGUGUUGUCCGGUGAAUAAUGUUGGACAAUGUAUUCGUUCCGGAACUCCAUGCCGGAAUAGGAGUGAGUAUGUGUUCUGGGACUCAUUCCACCCUACUGAGGCAUCGAACCAAAUCACUGCAUUCAGAACAUACAAAAGUGUUGACCCAACGGAUAAUUAUCCUAUGGAUGUCAGUCACCUAGUUCAGCUUAAACCAUAA
Molecule: messenger RNA, 1122 nt
Organism: Rosa chinensis
Lineage: Eukaryota; Viridiplantae; Streptophyta; Magnoliopsida; Rosales; Rosaceae
Product: GDSL esterase/lipase At1g29670
Exons: 5
Coding region: 34-1122 (362 amino acids)
Molecular function (GO): hydrolase activity, acting on ester bonds
Source: RefSeq, a predicted model, not a curated record